Molecule: messenger RNA, 925 nt
Organism: Lathyrus oleraceus (garden pea)
Lineage: Eukaryota; Viridiplantae; Streptophyta; Magnoliopsida; Fabales; Fabaceae
Exons: 1
Coding region: 201-752 (183 amino acids)
Source: RefSeq, a predicted model, not a curated record
AGUUUACAUGCAUUCAUAUGUGUGUAAGGAAAACAUACUAUAUAGCUCACCAACUAACCACAAAAUGUUAGUAAAAAUUGGUUGAACAACCACAAACAAAACAUGCCAAUUCAGCUCAACUUCCAAUUAACCAGCCACAAUUUUCCUUCCUAUUCAAACCAUCCUUCACUUCUAAAACCUAUAUUUAAACAUAUUAUAUCAUGCUUUAUUUAUCCCUAAAGUUUAUGUUUCUCUUGAUUUUUAACUUUUUUUCUGCAAUGGCUAGCAACAGCAAAAUGGUGGUAAACGAGCGUUUCGGGGCGGAGAUUGUACACGGUUCCGAAAUCUGCUUCAACCAUUCCCUACAACUCUUGGAAGAGCUUGGAUUUCCCAAAGGUGUUCUUCCCUUAAAGGAUCUUGUAGAGUGUGGAAGAGUUAGAGAAACUGGCUUUGUUUGGAUGAAACAAAAGGCACCAAGUGAACAUUUCUUUGAAGGGACAAAGACUCUUGUGAGCUAUGGAAUUGAAGUCACUGCCUAUGUGGAGAAGUUCAAGAUGAAGAAAAUGAGUGGAAUUAAGAGUAAACAAAUGUUUGUUUGGGUGCCUAUAAGUGAAAUGAGUGUGGAUGGUUUUGAUGGAAAGAAGAUGUAUUUUAAGACUCCUUUGGGGAUUGGUAAGUCUUUUCAUGUUACUUCUUUUAUGAGUGUGGAGGAAAAGGAAAAGUAUAAGAAGUUGCAAUUGAAGGAUAAGGAGGUGGAGAUUAAAGAAAAUUAAUUGGUGACUAAUUUCAUUACAUUUUGUAUUUGUAUGUUUUUGUUUUUGGAUUCAUGUAUGUUAUUGACUAUUUGGUUAUUAUGAACUAUAGAGUAUAGUGAGAUCUUUUGAUAGUUGAAAUUUAUCAACUAUAAAUUAUGAUGUAUUACUAUAUUUAUGUUUUUCUUCUUCUU